Messenger RNA from Armigeres subalbatus, 2656 nucleotides. It is a transcript of the gene m-cup, whose product is annotated as protein fem-1 homolog C. Lineage: Eukaryota; Metazoa; Arthropoda; Insecta; Diptera; Culicidae. The transcript has 5 exons. The record is from RefSeq and is a predicted model, not a curated record. The coding region runs from base 437 to 2401 and encodes 654 amino acids. Gene Ontology annotation, molecular function: protein binding.
CACGCAGGAGAACAAAAACAAAAAAAAACCUUCGUGGUGGCUGCCUUCAUCUCGUUCAAAAUUUUGUUUUUCUUAAAAUUGUGCUAAACAGUAAAAUAAAAUCAGUGAACCAUGCCCACAAACGGUGGAGAAUAAACGAGGCAGAAAACAAAGAGUGAAUUAAUUGCAGGUGCAUCCUUGAUAGCUUGUGCAAUCAAAACAGAAUCUCAAUUUUGGCUGACCGUCGCCUCUUCCGGUGAUCGUUUGCAUCCGCCUGGGCACCCGCAAAAUAACAAAACAGACUUGCGGUGGUAGUCACUGCCACGGGUCGAGCAUUACGGUUUUGAUCGUGGCUACUGUGCCGUCCAGUUGAGGCUGACCAAUCAAUCGAGAACCUGCUGUAGCCCUACAGUCGCUGUCCGGGAGACGCAGCGGCGCCAAAGCAACUGGCUCCUAAAUGGGAAAGUAUACGCACAGUUUGAAUCUGAGCCAGCAUCGCAACUUGGAGCAGAUUAGCAAUGAUUUAAUCCAGGAAACAAAGGUCUGCACCGACCAGAGUCCACUGCCGAAGGGCCUCCGGGAGCGGUUGGAAGGCCUACCGCGACACAUUCGCAAGGAGGUGGUCAAACGGACCCGGGACGGAUGUUCGCCCCUGUUCAUUGCAUGUCGUCGGGGCAAUGUAAAGAUCACCGAGUAUCUUAUCACGGUCUGCGAUGCCGAUAGUGAGCAGAAGGGGAUGUACGAAGUGCCGGAGGACCGAUCCGUGCACUGUGUUACACCGCUGUGGUGUGCGUGCGUUUCCGGUAAACUGCCGGUGGUGAAAUGUCUGGUCCGGCUGGGUGCCAACAUCAACGCUCUCUCCGACACAGGGUCCACUCCACUGCGAAGUGCCUGUUUCAUGACGCACAUCGAUAUUGUCCAAUACCUUGUCGAAAACGGUGCCGACAUCCGCAAGCCUAACUACAACGGCGGGACAUGCCUUAUCAAUUCGGUCCAGUCGGUGCAGCUGUGCAGCUAUCUAAUCAACAAAGGCGCCGACGUAAACGCCCGUGACAUACAGGACAAAACCGCUCUUCACUAUGCCAUCCAGGAGCACCGACUGGAAACGGCCCAGCUGCUUCUCGAGCACGGUGCCGAUCCGUUCGCGAAAAGCCGCUACGGUGAUGACGCCCUCCAGACAGCUUGCCUCAAAGGUGCUCACCAGAUAUUCGACUAUUUGAAAAAUCGCAUCAAUUACUCGUCGGAACGGUUGGCAGACGCCCACGAACUGAUCGGAUCAACAUUUAUCGACGAUCACAAUGAAACACGAGUGGCAAUCCUGCACUGGCGGCUAGCGCAUCAUAUCCGCCUGCGAGACGCGAAUUACAUUCGCAAGAAACCGGAUAUUCCACUCCGAUAUGCAUAUGGCAAUGCCGUUGAGUUCUCCACAAUAGCCGAACUGGACAACAUUGCCGCUGAUGUCGAUGCUAUGCGGAUCCAAAGCCUGCUGAUCUAUGAGCGAAUACUGGGAAUUGAUCACAAGGACACCCUGUUCCGGUUGAUGUUCCGGGGAGCGUCCUACGCAGAUUCGUUGCGCUUUCAACGGUGUAUCGAUCUGUGGCUUCUGGCUUUGCAAGUUCGUGUGCAAAAGUAUUCGAUCCUGUACUCGGACACGUGCCUCACGGCGCAGGCGAUAGUACGACUCAUGCUGGACUUGCUGGACAAAUAUGCGGACGUGAUGCCGAACGAAUUUGUUGAGCAAGGGAUGCCACGAUUCGAGGACGUGUACGCCGUGUUUCAGGUGUUGACUUCGAAUAUCAAUGAAGCUCGUCAAUUGCUCAAUAUUCGCCCGGUGCAUAGGAAGCAGCAGGAGAACUUCGACAGGAUAUUGAAAUGCCUAACACAUCUGAUGUAUUUGCUGAUUUCCACAGCCAAAAGUGAAGACGAACGGGAAUUGGUAAACGGUUCGGUGAGGCAGCUUGUUCGCAACAACAUUCGAAGCGCAAUCACCAACGACACAUUACUGCAUCUGUCCGUCUCGAGGUUGAAUGUUAUCAAGAGUGGUUACUUUACGGAUGACAGCAGUUUGAGGGUUAUCUUUCCGAAUUUGAACGUGGCACGGUUAUUGCUGGAGUGCGGUGCCCACGUGAACGCCAAGAAUGAAAGCAAAUCGACACCGCUGCUGGUCGCUUCUAUGCCGUACAACUACGAACGCGAGUUGGUUCACACCCUGCUGGAGUACGGUGCCCAUUUGGAUCAACCGAAUCGGAACGACGACCGGCCAAUGUCGCUCAUCGCUAUGAACCCCGUCAACGAUAUCCCGUUGGUGAACUACAUCAGUCUCAAGUGUCUCUGCUCGACGGUAAUCACCAAGUUCAAUAUCCCCUAUCGUAAUCAGAUUCCGCGAACGCUGGAGGAUUUCGUCCGGUGGCACGAACCGUAAUGAUUCGCUCCGCCUCCUAUGUAAACUGUGAGUUACGCUUUCAUGUACCUAUCUAUUAAGAAAGAUUUUGAACUAGCGAAAUUGGAAAGACAACACUUCUUUUAUGCUGUCCCACCUUAUUUUUUUGAAGUGUUGUCAAUUUAUUUGCCCUAAGAUACUCUUCUAGAAAAACGAAUUGGUAACUUAUGUAAAUAUGUUUUUCGACCAUGGCUAUUUUCGCUCCGUCUACUCAAUAAAUGGUCUCCCUAGAAGUUA